Mollisia scopiformis is the source of this 1151-nucleotide messenger RNA. Its product is annotated as HpcH/HpaI aldolase. Gene Ontology annotation, cellular component: cytoplasm. Gene Ontology annotation, molecular function: aldehyde-lyase activity. The record is from RefSeq and is a predicted model, not a curated record. Lineage: Eukaryota; Fungi; Ascomycota; Leotiomycetes; Helotiales; Mollisiaceae. The transcript has 5 exons. Bases 100 to 957 code for a protein of 285 amino acids.
CAAAAAUCUCUAUAGACGUACUUCAAACUUUCCAUCCUCGAAAGACUAGCUUCAGGAUAUUUCGAUCUCAACGUCAACAAUCAAACAUCGGGCUCGAAGAUGUCUUCCCUUCAUGUUGACCAAGUCGCACUGGCACACGAAGUUUGCCGUCCAAAUGUUGUCAAGCACCUCAUGCUUGAGAACAAGCUUGCACACUCCUUUGGACUUCGUGUUGCAUUCUCAACCGAGAUCCCAUUAAUUGCAAAGCGAGCAGGCUAUUCAGGAGUACUAAUGAACCUUGAACAUAUGGCCAUGAGUAUCGAGAGUAUGAAGGAUAUUGCAGUGUCGUGCUUGAAUGUGGGUAUAACUCCUAUGGUUGUUGUUCCAACUUGCUCCUCUGAAUGGAUUUCCCGGUGCCUCGAUUCUGGCGCUCAGGCAAUCAUUGUACCUCAUGUCAACAAUGUUGAGCAAGCCAAGUUGUGUGUUAAUGCGUCCAAGUUCCCUCCUCUGGGGCAUCGUUCAGUGACAAUGGUUACAGCCAUGACGCAAUACACAACUCAGCUCUCGUACGCUGCUAUUGCUGAAGUUGAAAACGAGGAAGUGAUGAUAAUGCCCAUGAUUGAAACCAAAGAAGGGGUCGAGAAUGUUGAAGAUAUUGCAGCAACGCCUGGAAUCGACGCUAUGCUAAUCGGCUGUGCGGAUCUGAGUAUGGAAUUGGGCAUUCCGGGUCAGUAUGACUCUGAGCUCUUCCAUUCUGCAGUUGCAAAAAUAGCGACAGCGGCAGAGAAAGCUAGCGUCAACGGGAGGAAAGUCUUCGUGGGCUUAGGAGGCUUAGAACCGAGGCCCGAUCUCCUCGAAGGGUUUGCAAAGAAGUACUCGCUCGUGAGAUAUGCAAUGGCGGGCCGUGACCUGGCAAUUCUGUUAGCAGGUGUGAACAAGCAAGCUGCCGCUACGAAUGAGAUCUCAACACGGCUAUGAAAGCUAGAGUGGGGUGCAUAAAUCAAUUCAGGAGAACAAGGUCUUGAACGCGUGGAGUGCGAGCUACGAGGGGGAAGAUGAAUACAACACAUUUCCCUAACUUUCAAUAGGCGUUAUUUUCACAUAAUCGCAGUGACCUCAAUAUGGAUUGAACACUCGAUGAAUUCGAAUAGCAUACAAUUUAUUUAGCAGUA